Guillardia theta CCMP2712 is the source of this 612-nucleotide messenger RNA. RefSeq lists its product as hypothetical. The transcript has 2 exons. The record is from RefSeq and is a predicted model, not a curated record. The coding region runs from base 1 to 612 and encodes 203 amino acids. Lineage: Eukaryota; Cryptophyceae; Pyrenomonadales; Geminigeraceae.
AUGCAAAACCAUGUUGUCACAGUAAAGGGUCGAACCAAGCUUGCCAGAGAGACAGGUAUCGGCAGGGUAAAUCUCGACCUCAAUGCACUCGAACAACUCUUCAACUAUCGUCAGGAAGACGCUGCUGCCAUGCUGGGCAUUUCGAUGACAAGCUUGAAGAUUGCAUGCCGUCGCCUGGGCGUUAGCAGAUGGCCUUAUUCUAGAUCCCGCCAGACUGACGUCGAAAUUGAUCCUUCUGUCGUCGAACGAAGAGGUUCCAACUCCGCAAGUCCAGUCUCCCAAUCAGCAAGCUCUGCUGUUUCUCAGCUUCCUCUGUUUGAUGGGUCUGCCUCCUCAUCCAGACAAGUUGAACAGAUUCAUGCCGAAGUCAGCUCUCCGCAGUCACUCGCUGAUGACGAUGACGAUGACUCGGAAACGGCUCACCGUCCUGAGGCAGAGGACCAGAGUUGUUCCUCGGCAAGAGAGGAAGAGAAUUCUGAAGAAGGAAUGAGCUCGAUCGACAAGCAGUGGCUUGAUUGGUUCAUCCAGAGUGAUGACCAAAGUCCUGUCUUCGCAGACUCCUGUCAUGUUCCAGAGUUUGGUUUGCCACAGGUUGAAUUUCUUGGAUAUUAG